UUCUCUUACAACAAACAGGCUUUCACAUUGAAUGGAUUCCAAGUGUGAAUCAAACACUCCGAGUAUCAUUCCUGCACAAAGACCUGAUCUACAUCUAUACAUCAAUACUAUGUAUCAUCAUGAUUACGCCAACGUGUCAUCGUCAUCACAGCUUCCACACCCAUGGAUGAGAAUAAAUUUUCUCUUCUACCAAAUACCGGUCGAACCGUUUUUUUCCUAUCUCUUCCCUGGAAUUCAGUAAACAACACUUCUCGGUUUCUCCCUCGUAGAGCAGUUUUCUCGUGUGUGAUUUCCGCUGGUACCUGAAGAUCUCCUGCGUUAUCUUCUUCUUAGGGAACUUGAAUUCUGAAAAAUGGAAAAUAAUAAGGGGGAGGAAGCUUCCUCCCGUGGCAAUGGAUGGGAAGUCGUGUCACUAACGGCAUCAACAUAUUCUGCUGCUGAUGAUAGAGGCAGUGGGUUCGGUCAGUAUGAUGAGGAAACCGCUCGUGCAAUGUUCAUGUCUGAUCACUUUGUAUUUCCACCUAGUGAGCAUGAGAACCUACCACUGGAGACCGACAAUAAUGAGAUUGAUAUUGAAACAAAGGAUGUAGGUGUAUCUUCCUACGGGGUGCAAAGAUUUGAUAUGAAUAAAUCUGACAAGGAAAAUGUAGAAAAUUGCAAUGUCAAAGAGCUGCGAGUACCGGAUGAGUUUCCUGGAAUACAGUUCUUUGAUGAAAAGGGUAAUAGGCUAUCUGUCCGUGGUGAAGAGUUUGAAGAAGACAUGGGCUUACAAGGGCCAAAUCUGGUUGGUGAAGAGAAGAGUAUGUUCAAUUCUACUAAGUUUAGUUCUUUAAACAGUGAAGCAGAUUCUAGUGGACCAACUGUUAAUGAUGAGCUUGCAGCCGUCACUGAAUCAUGUGAUCCUUCUCAUAGAAUUUUAGAUUCCUGUUCAGAUUUUUCAAAGUCAAUAAAUCAUACAAAAGAAGUUCAAUUUAACAAAUCUGGGCUUCCCUGCGAGGCUUGGUGGAAGAAAAGGGUAGCUUCCUUGUACACAAACACGAAAGAAGUGAAUGCAUUUUGGUCUAUUUUUGUCGCUGCAACUCUGGUGGGCCUUGUUUUUCUUGGUCGGCGGUGGCAGAAAAAUAAGGUGGCGGGCUCGGCCACUUAAUAGGGAUCCACAUGGGAAAAAUAGAUGUAAGCAGAAAAAUUGAAGUGGGUUUGGGUCGAACUGUUCUUAUGUUGCCAUGGUUCAGGAGACUAGAAACCUGAGACAUUCGUCGUAGCACAGAUAACAUGAGGGAGCAGGGUACCUGAUACAUACAUAGUAGGAAUUUUGACUUCUGUAUGUGAUUUAUUUCCAUUAUGUUGGUGUAGAGUGUGACAAUGCUGAUUAGUUCAUGUGCUGAAAGAAAUGAAGCACAGAUAUCUCAUUGUCUGCUUUGAAUUUGGGUGCCUCUGCCAUGUCAUGCUCUCAUCUAAGUGACAUCAUUCUCAUUUUCACUUGUCGGUUUUUACUAGCAGUAACAUGUUACUGGAAUUAGAAAUGUAAUCCUAAGUGCUAUUCCAUUGAAGAGCUGCCAACUUCUCUUGCCGACCAUCUUCUAUGGUAGACAUAGAUAGCUUGUAACAGAAGAAAAAAAAAUACUGGGAACGAUGUCAAGCAAAUAGCCUGAGAUGGUUUCGAGUUCUAGAAACACCAACUGCGAUACUUGAGUACUGUGUGGCUAUUUGAUCUGCUAUUACCUUAAUAAUUGGAGGUUACUCGAGAAAAGAACCAUGUUUGGGACAUUUUUAUCCAUAUGUUGGUCCAUACUUAGGAAUCUGCAUCUACCUGAUUUGUUGGUGGGAUUGAAUUGAUGGCUGGAACUUAGUUUUUUCUUAUUUUAACAAGAUCAUGGCACAUGAUAAGCCUCAGGUAUCAAGCCAUUGGGACCUUAGCUUCAGUUCCCUUACUGGUUAUUCAUGUCAGGUCUAGACACCCGGAAUUUUCCAUUGUGAUGCAGGACAACCAGGCUGUGAUUCCAAGCUGGUGCAGACCUUAUCUAGGAAGGGGCUCAAUCACCUGAUAAAUCCUACUGCAUCAAGAGAAAAAUUGCUGUAGUUGAGCUUUUUAUAUGGAUCGAUGGGUAGAUAGGUAAGGUUGCUCCAGUGCGUCCUAGUGAUCACGGGUUUGAGUCAGGAAACAGCUUCUCCGCAAAGUGGGGGCAAGGCUGCAUACAUUAUGACCCUCCCCAGACCUAGGGGUAUCAAUCUUGAGCCCGCACCGAUAGGCCCAACCCAGCCUGACUCGCUUAAGGCCCGACUUGAACGGGCCCGUUUAUUAAAUGGGCGUUUACGGUGCAGAGUAGUAGCCCGUCGGGCACCUGACCGGCCCAACUCACUUAAGUAGCUCGUUAGAACAUACUCAAUUUGCCCAACCGACCCGACCCCCUUUAGAAAAAUGCUUAAAUUGUAAAUACCUAUUCUACCACUAAUACUACAAAAUAUGAGUAAGGAAUAGGUAAGACUAAACUAAUAGUUGAUUACAACACAAUGGACAUAUGGGAUUUCAAUGAGAAAUAUGGUGACAUUUGUGAUUUUACUGUGAAGAAAGACAACAUAGAGAAAAAAUAAACAUUUGGCACAGACAAGCAGCUUGGUUUUCAUUGAAAUAAUAAGAUUGAGCACAAACAAUAUGCAGAAUAUCUAUAAAAAACUAACAUAGUUAAACAACUCCCAAAGUAGUGUAAUAAUUGAUGGAAAAGACAACUGCCCAAAGUAGGCUUUUUCUUUCAUUGUAUUAUGUAUACCAGUGAAUCAAAAAUCCAAUUUCAGGUUUGUAAUGUUCUUGGAUCAUUCAGUUGUUAAGAAGAGUGUGAUUCUUGUAACUUAGAUUACAUUUUUAAAACAUGAUUCUCUUGGAUAUGGUUCUGGAAUUGUGAAUGUUAUCCUCCAUUAGUUUUAAAGCCAAUAGUUUAAUCCGCUUAAAAAAUGAUUUUAGGGUAGGCCCGUUUAGAGCCCGUUUAGAAUUAAAUAGGCCCAUAGCCCGUUUAAGGCCCAUUUAAGGUAGCCCGAUUAAAGCCCGACACCGACCGGCCCGAUUACAAACCUUACCAUGCCUUCCAAACCCAGGCCCGUUUAAGUAAACGGGCAUUCAUGGUGCAAGGAUUUCACACCGCGAGGCCCCGUUAGGCCCGACCGAGACUGGCCCGGCCCGACCGAUUGAAACCCCUAAUUACCCCACAGUGGUGGGAGCUUCAUGCACUGGGGCAUGCCCAAUCGGUAGAUAGGACAUACCACUUAAAAGACUUGAAACAACUAGAAGGCAGAAUAAACAUGGAUUAAGGAAUUGGCGAAAGAACUUUACAAUUAUGUUCUGAAAAUUAUGGCAGAAUGGUGAAACAGAGUUUUGUUGCUUAACCUCAGUAGUUACGAUUAGCAUUUGACAAUGCUGAUCAUGAUGUUAGUGCUGAUGUGAGGAAGAUUCAUUGAUGAUUAUGCAAUUGAACACCUUGAUAGUUCCAUGGCAGUAAGUUUGCAGUUCACACCAUAAUGCUUGACAGCUUGACAGCUCUGGGGCUGCAACUUAUCGCGAUUUAUGUCAUUAUGGGAAUCCAUAACCUGGAUUACUUGUGAUCAUACAUUGCAGCGACUGUAUGCCUGGGGCUAAAAGCUCCUCUGGACUUUGGAGUUGGAGCUGGACUCUGGAGUCUUCAUUAAAGGCAAAGAGAUACUCUUUGUCUAUGUUUCACUUUAUAUUUUUUGUGUCAUUGCGAAUGGAAAUAAUUGAAGUGAAGUAACACAAUUACCGGAGGUUGUUAUUUUUUGCAGUUGGAGCCAGAAGCAUCACAUAUGAAUUGGGGGCAUGGUAAACCAAUGACUUUAUGUUUGUUCUCAAGUAAAUAAAUAAAUAUGACUCCCCUUGAAUACGAAAAUGAAAAGGUAUGAAAAUAUCCAUUAGUGAUAAAAUUAAAGGUUGCCUCUUCAGUUGACUCAAACAUGUAGAGCAAAGACCAAUGACCAUAGAAAUAAGGAGUGCUCUGUUGCAGGUUCAAGACUCAAAAAGGGUUGUAAAUGCUUAGUAGUUUGUCAAUUGUUGUGAGAAAAGACAUGAGAUUCAUGUUUGAUGAAAUUAACUGAUAUAUCAGCGGGGCGUGCUAAUGUUGCUGAACCUGAAGACUGGGAUAUGAAACUGAUGCUAUGAGGCAGUAGUUCCCUAAAAUUGCUUUGGCAGUUCUUCAUGGUGGAGGAUGGCUGCUAAUGUCAUUAUGUAGGCUUUAGGGAUCAUCUGGCUUUAUUAGAUACAAGUAUUGGCUGAAAUAUGCUUUCUGUGUAUAGUCAUACUUGGAGAUGAAGGAAAUGUUCAAAAUUGCAAUCAAAAUUUUGCAAAA
This is a messenger RNA of Macadamia integrifolia, 4349 nucleotides long. Its product is annotated as ATG8-interacting protein 1-like. The record is from RefSeq and is a predicted model, not a curated record. The transcript is spliced from 3 exons. Gene Ontology annotation, cellular component: intracellular membrane-bounded organelle. Bases 353 to 1147 code for a protein of 264 amino acids. NCBI's taxonomy places the organism in Eukaryota, Viridiplantae, Streptophyta, Magnoliopsida, Proteales, Proteaceae.